ACGAUCAUGCUGUCGACCGGCAAGAUCACCAUUACGGUCGUGAUCUGUACGAUGGCGCUGUUCUACCACGCACAAAGUCAAUCAUGUCCCGAAAAGAAUGGCCGCUAUCCUGUGUCCGACCAGUGCGAUGCAUACAUCGAAUGUGUGGAUGGCGAACCAAGACGACAGCUCUGUCCGGACGGAUUACUCUUCAACGAUAAGGUGUCACUGUUCACCUAUCCGUGCCAGUACCCGAUCGAUGUAGAUUGUGGCAGUCGUGGACGGACACAGCCUCCGAUCCCAACCGAGGAUUGUCCACAUCAGUUCGGUUACUACAAGGUCGGUGAUAGAGCCAAUUGUGGACAGUUUAAGAACUGUGCCGGAGGUACCGCGUACGUUCUGGACUGUCCCACUGGAUUGGCAUUCAACUCAGCCACGUAUCAGUGUGAUUGGCCGGAUCUAGUAGAAGAUUGUGAUGCUGAGGCGUAUCUUGGAUUUAAGUGUCCCCCACAGGCUCAGGGACUAGUGCAGCCGGUUCGAUUCUUCCGUGCGCCCAACGACUGCCAGAAGUAUUUCCUGUGCGUCGAUGAUAGGCCAAGAGUUAACUUCUGUGGCCCGGAUCAGGCCUUCAACGAGCUAAUUACUGCCUGUGAUGGAGUCGCCAACGUAACUGGAUGUGCCUAG
Messenger RNA from Anopheles maculipalpis, 663 nucleotides. Its product is annotated as protein obstructor-E. The transcript is spliced from 3 exons. Lineage: Eukaryota; Metazoa; Arthropoda; Insecta; Diptera; Culicidae. Gene Ontology annotation, cellular component: extracellular region. The coding region runs from base 7 to 663 and encodes 218 amino acids. Gene Ontology annotation, molecular function: chitin binding. The record is from RefSeq and is a predicted model, not a curated record.